Molecule: messenger RNA, 3580 nt
Organism: Onthophagus taurus
Lineage: Eukaryota; Metazoa; Arthropoda; Insecta; Coleoptera; Scarabaeidae
Product: metabotropic glycine receptor
Biological process (GO): G protein-coupled receptor signaling pathway
Cellular component (GO): membrane
Molecular function (GO): G protein-coupled receptor activity
Source: RefSeq, a predicted model, not a curated record
UCGGGCGGACGCUGACACUCUCUGCGGAAAAUCGCGCGCUUUCUCGUUCAUCGAGGAACUUCCGCAUCCUGGACGGAGAGAACUUCAUAUCUAAGAUGUAGAUCCUAUCACCGAGGUCCUUGGCAGGCGCGGACCAACCACAGACAAGAUGAGACUAUUUUUGGUGAUGAUCUUUUUGGUAUACAACUCGAACGCCGUUGAUAAAAUUGUGGACCAAGUUAGUAUAAGACAUGGCAGGUCACGCAGUAAGUUGCUAAGGGCCGGGAAACACGGGGACGAUUUCUAUCUUGUGCAGAAUCCCACUUUGGAUCCAACAGUGGAAAAUGUUUCUUCGGUGGCCGAAACUUCGACGACCGAGCCAACCAAAAGUGGCGGCAGUCGAGGGAUUAAGUACAAGACGAAGAACAGGAGGAUCACGGUUGAUGGUAACAAUACCUGGCAGUACAUGGACAAGAGUUUCAUGUACAUGGGGGACAAAGCUUUAGAUAAAAACGAUCCGUCACGCGGCAAAAAGAAGUUGGAGGAGGCGGCGGAGGAAGAGGACGAUGACUUCGGAACUCCAAAUCCCUUCGCCGAAGACAAACUGGAGGAGGUGAGGGAGAAAAUUCUACAGGAAACAGGAGGCAAAAGCGGCAAAAGACUUGAUAUCGUUACACAUUUCUUACGCAUCGUGGAGUCUUCCCAGCAUUUGUUGGGGGAAAAUUGCACUGCCGGCACUGAUCUAAACUUGGGCGAAGGAGUUGUCGAUAGGUAUGCACAAGAGCGAUUUAGAGUUGAAGCCGACGUUGCAGUAAAUAGAGCUAAUAUGCUUACUCGCUUAUGGAAAUAUUCGGAUCCCGCCGUCGUUUCCUCCGAAUAUUUACUGCAUGCUUCCGUUUUCUCUAUGGUCGAAUUUGAUGACGACAUCUUCGCCGCCGGCAACUGUUACGACCAGUACCAGUAUAAAGAUUAUUGGCUAUUCUGCCCUUAUGCCUACCGCCUCCCGGAAGGGACCAUCCUCGUCAAGGACCUCGCCGUCGAAUACAAGUAUCUCAGCAAUACUUCAGAAUGGUUUUAUAUCGCGAGGAAGAACGCCGAGAACGUCAUCAGGAAUUACAACCAGUUCAGCAGAGGCUACAACACGUACACUUACAACGAAUCUGCCCACACCGAAAGAAUUCCGGAUGAAAUAUUGUCUGUCCGUUACGAAGACGGCAAAUGGUCGAAACCCUAUUUCGACUGUGGUGGAGGCAACAUAUGGAUGCUCACAUAUACUGUCCCCUUCUUCGGCUAUCAAAACAACACAUAUUUCUUCAAGGGCACAAGUGGAAUAGAUAUCGAUCUGCGAAGAGUAGACAUCGACCAGUGUCCUUUACCCAAGGGUAGUACUCAGCUCAAUAUAUUCGCAGCGACAGACAAAUGCAAGAAAAGAACAACAGAAUGUAUUCCUCUGUCCGGACUCGGAUUUCGCCGGGGUAGCUACAAAUGUGUGUGCAAGAAGGGUUUCUACUUUCCGGACACAACAGCCGAGAAACGUUACUACAAUGGCAGCAUCAUCGAGGAGGAGUACGAGAAGGCGUUCUUGCAAGGUGUAAAAAGCCAAUAUACGGUGUACAGCAUGUUUGAGUGCUUGCCCUGUCCGGAAGGUUGUGAACAAUGCGAAGAUGACAGGCCGUGUGUCGUCUCACUGAACUGGGUUAUGCGGACGGUGAUUUUAGUUCUAUCUGGGGUGGUAAUUUGCUGCCUACCAUUCGUCGUUGCGUUCACGUGGAAAUACGGAAACGUGAAGGUGGUACGUGCUGCGAGUCCUGUCUUGUUACGCGUUAUUAUCCUUGGCGCGUUUUUCAUCUACCUAACGACGAUCGUCAUGUACCCGAGACCGAACGUCUACACGUGCACCGCGAGGGUUUGGUUAAGGGAGAUAGGAUUUUCCUUCACCUACGGAGCUCUAAUGCUAAAGACAUGGAGGAUAUCGGUGAUCUUCAGAGUACGUUCAGCGAAAGCCGUUAAAAUCACGGACAUGAAUCUGCUGAAGCGGCUAGGGAUAAUAGUGGCUAUAUUCACUGUAUUCUUAGUUAUACGGACGCUGGUAGCGCCGCCUUACGUUAUCGUAGGGAGGACAGCCGACGAUCUCAAAGCCUACUUGUGCAAAACCGAUUGGUGGGACCAUUCGUUUUCGAUUUUGGAAGUCAUAUUUCUAGUAUGGGGAAUACGCUUGUGCAUUGUUGUUCGCAAGGCACCCUCCGAAUUUAACGAAAGCCGCUUCAUAUCUAUGGCCAUUUACAACGAAUUUCUACUCUCUGUCUUUCUUAAUAUCUCAAUGUUAUUUUUGCAAAAGCCGGCCAACCCGGACCUGCUCUAUAUCAUAUUCUUUUGUCACACCCAGCUCACCGUCACGUUGUUGCUGGCAUUGAUUUUCGGCAGCAAGGCAUACAUGGUAUUUAAAGGACACGAUCGCAGCGAGGAGAGUUCUGGUAUGAUGUCAAAGUCCCAGGCAAGCAAAUUUCUUGGAAAAACACGUUCCGGUAAUUCAACACAAUACACAAGCACCAACUCGUCGCUCGGAGGUUUAGACUAUUCCAAAUUUACAGAGCAAGACGUCCACGAGGAAUUUUUGAGGCUGUACACUCAGCUGGAGUUACUCAAAGAGAAGAACAUGCGAGUGGGCAAUAGACAUCUGGCGUCCAAAAUUUCAGCGAUGCAGGAUGCGGCAAGUAAGCACGAUAACGAGGCGGCUGACGUGCAAGUUAAAAAGAACUGCAAACCAAACUCUAUGACCACCAUCAACGAAAAGUUCACGCCGAAUAAUGAGACGUUAGUGGAAGAGGACGGCGAGGAAGAAGAUCAACCUGUUAAAGAGAAAACAGAAAAACUGAAAAGGCAAAGCGUUUCCUUUGCGCAAACCGAAACCGACCCUUGCAGUAGCGAAGCUGUGGCAACCAGAGACUCCGGUACUUGUAUUGAAGAGUUCAUCGGAGAAACCUGUUCUAACCCUGAUGCCUCUAUCGAACUCAGUAGCAGAGAAGAAAAAACCGAAAGUCCCUCCAGUAAUCGUAACGGAAGAUUGCUCAAGUCUGGACACGCACGAACGCACGCUAUCGUCAUAAACUUAGACGACAAAAGCCAUUUCACCGAGGAAGUCACCGUUUAAAUCUUCUGCAUUUAACGCUUCUCUUUUAAAAUAAACUAAACUCCAAAGAUAAAAGUUACCACAUAUCGUUUUAUGGACAAAAAAUAUAUGUUAAAUAAGAUAAAAACAUGUAAACAUAAGAAACUUAAUUAAUUAACUAAGUAACUUAAGUAAUUUAAAUGUACAAUAAGUGUUGCUAACCCAAAAAGAAAUUUCUAAACAAAUUGUACCUACUGUGUAUAAAAAGACUUUUAAUAGAUAAAAAUAUAUCACUAACUUAUCUUCGAUGGUAUGAAUUUGAUGUAAAUAUUAUAUUAUAAGAAAAUCGCUCUACAUUACACCUAUUUAAAUGUUUACUUUUCCUGGAAGAAAAACUAUUCGAUAUGUCUAUUCACGUAAAUGAAUAAAAAAACAUACUGUAUACUUAAGUGUGAAAUUGAAUGUUUCAAAUAAAGAUCUAUAUUAAAGGUA